Messenger RNA from Pelodiscus sinensis (Chinese soft-shelled turtle), 716 nucleotides. NCBI's taxonomy places the organism in Eukaryota, Metazoa, Chordata, Testudines, Trionychidae. The record is from RefSeq and is a predicted model, not a curated record.
AGGCCUGACCCCCACCCCCCUCUUCUGCCGCCCAGACCAUCGACCAGUUCGAGUACGACGGGUGCGAUAACUGCGACGCCUACCUGCAGAUGAAGGGCAACCGGGAGAUGGUCUAUGACUGCACCAGCUCCUCCUUCGACGGGAUUAUUGCUAUGAUGAGCCCUGAAGACAGCUGGGUCUCCAAGUGGCAGCGAGUCAAUAAUUUCAAGCCUGGUGUGUAUGCGGUGUCUGUAACAGGUCGUCUUCCACAAGGGAUCGUGCGGGAGCUGAAGAGCCGAGGUGUGGCCUACAAAUCCCGAGACACGGCCAUAAAAACCUAAGGCAUCCUUGGACCACAUGGAGGAGUCUCCAGCGCCUGGCUAGGCUCCUGUUCUGCAAAGUGGCUGGGGCCCAGAGUCUGCCCUGGGAAACUGCUCUAGUGCUUUUCAGCCAUGGGGGAGGGGGCAAGGUGAGCAGGAACUCCUCACUCCAUGGGGGGGGGCGCUUGGGAUCAGCACCAGCCUCUCCAGCUUCAUCUGGAUUCUUACAAUGCCUCUCGCCAUGCAGCAGACUGCGACGCCCUGAGCCCAGGGAGCAGUGGGCUGGUUGGAACUCCUCUGCGCCUGGGGAAGGAUUUCUCUACCGUCCCUUCCCUGGGAGUUUCUCAGAAGCAGCGGGGGUGGGGGGAACGGCACUGUGGAUUUUUUGUAAUUCCCAAUAAAACGUGGUCACAGGCA